Trypanosoma brucei brucei TREU927 is the source of this 2715-nucleotide messenger RNA. RefSeq lists its product as hypothetical. The record is from RefSeq and is a predicted model, not a curated record. The transcript has a single exon. Bases 1 to 2715 code for a protein of 904 amino acids. NCBI's taxonomy places the organism in Eukaryota, Euglenozoa, Kinetoplastea, Trypanosomatida, Trypanosomatidae.
AUGCCCAAGAAAACUCGCGUCGAAGACCCCUUUGGCACGGCCGACGAGAAUGAUCGCGUUGUCGAGCUUUGGUUUCACGCGCAGGUUCCUCCAAAGUUUUGGGAGAAGCAUGCUGGCACCAAUCUCAUGUUCGCAUCAAAUGUAAUGGGUGAGGAGGAACGAGCUCUGGCUUGCAAUUUGGUGGAGUCCGACAGCCCACCGGAGCCUUUCUCUAUCCGCUUCUUUCGUCGCAAAGUUAAUCUAGCACCCGGUGCUCUUCUUCAAGUUUGCAAUGAAACCCACAAAAUGACUGUGUAUAUCCGUAACUCUGGAAUGUUAGAAUCGGAUGUAGCCGCUCCGAAGCCGAGCAAACGUGGUGCAAAAAAGGAGCGGCCUAGAAAAGGUGAUGACUCAUUUUUCACGGACACCGUGGAAACUUUGACGUCACUUGAGUUUGAUUUUAUGGAUCUUCUCACAUCCUGUUCUGCAAAGUACCCCCUACAGGUGGAUGACGGUUCUCUAUUCCGUAAUUGCGUAAUGGAGAUAUGUUGCGCUGAGCCAUUUCUGCCUCCCAAGAGGUUCGACAGGUACCGACCACUGAAGUUUGAAAUCUGCUCACUCAACAAUCUUCCGGACCCUCGCACCCUCGAUACACCGUUGUCUGUGUCGGUAAACUUCGGUGAUAUAAGUAUUUCGUCGCCGAAGGUGAGCGUACCGCACAGCGGUAGGUCAAUAUUCCGUCAAAUAGUGUUUUUGGGUCAAAGCACCCCUCUGCAAGUAUACCGGGAGGCAUUUUUCAAACCAUUAGUUGUGACGCUUUUGGACGAUAAGGCGAACGCGAUUGGUAGGGGAUCCGCUUCUGUUCGGGAGUAUGUUACAGAUAAUCGGACAACGUUCAGUGAAAUGGUGCAUCUCUUACCGAUCCGAAGUGGUCUGUACGGCUGCGUUUGUCUGACUGAGGGUACGUUCGUGCUGCUCAAACUAGAUUUUUUUUCCCCCUUACCGCCUUGCUGCCACGUUUACAGCGAUGGACGACCGGCAUAUGGGCAUUUCCUUACUCGUGGUGUUAUUCGUAUGCCAUACAUGACACGGUGGGCAGGCGCCGUUCUGAGCACGUUUAUUGCCACCCUUCUGGAGACUAAGAGACCCACGGUGAAUGACGACGUAUACCAGCGGAAAGCUCCGGUCGUUAAACCGGAGGUUCCAUCUGUGAAGGAGAAGAAAAAGGAACUCAAGCAGCAUAAGGGCCAACAGGUAGUGCCACAGCGCCCACCUUCACCGCCAUCGCCCUUCAGUCUUCCAUUUGAGGUUGUGACUCCUCCUGGCAUUAGUGGUGUUGAAGUGAUGGAUGACGACACGAGGAUUUUUUGUAUCGAGGGGCCCGUUUCGGAAAUUCACAAACUGUUCGAGCGAAUGAGCGCGGCGUCGGGGCACGAUCCUCAGUUGGUACUCCUCAUGAACGCGGAGCUAUUUAUUCCACAGCGCGAAUACCUAUCUUUUCCGCCACUUGUGACGCUACCGCCCUCGUUUGAAUGCUUGGAUGCAAACAUGGAUGCAAAGGGGGAGUCAGCUCUGGGAGAUACACCAGAGGCUAAUGCCCUUGGGGCCACCCUUUCCUGUUCUGAAGGUGCCGCCGUGUCACCCCGACCCACAGAGUUACCAGGACGGCCUCCGUCAGAACAGGAUGCAAGUAUCGAAGACAGUUUCGAUACAGGAGAAGUGGAGGCAAACGGAACUGGGGGUCGAAUUCAUCGCGUCCGUAUUUCAGCAACCAUCGCGUCGCUAGUAUCCCAUCAACGCCACCUGCUGAAACGGAGUUUGUCGGAGAGUUGCAUCGCUUGUUAUAGUAAGCUCGACGCCAUAAGCAGUUGUUCGCAGCUGCGCCAAGUUGUUGAACGUGAUCUUUUCCCAACUCCAGAAGAGGUGCUCGCCUUGGAGCGGUCAUUCGGUCGCAUGCUGGGUCUGCCCGACGUCUUUGGACGGGAGGAGUUUGUUAAUGUCACCAACAAUGUGGACAUGGAAAAUUUUGCGUACCAGGGGGAAGUACAAGAAACCGCGGCAGAUAUCGAUCUACAUGCUUUAGAGGAGAAGGAUGUUGGAAAAUGUGUUGUGUUUGAUGCUAUUCGUUCUGGUUGCUGCAGACGACUUCCUCCCUUUGUCGAGCAGCGGUUUCCUCAUGCCUGCUGGAUGCGCGUGGUGAGCACCAACAAGAAUGUCUUGUGUGCCUUUCCCGUGAAUUCACAACCAAGCCGAAGCAUCCGUUACCGCGUAGAGGCGGAAAUUAUUCGUAUGAAUGGUAGUCUUUUUAUCUUUGCUCUCAAGUCCACCUCGCUCGCCAAGGGGUUUACAGACUCACAUAAUCUGUCGUAUGAGGCUCGUUUAGCUGCAUCGUUACGAGCAAAGAAACGUCGGUCAUCUAGUUUGCAAAGGGGAGGAGCACUUUCACUUGAAAUAUUGGCUUUGGAGCGUUCUCUGCAGCGCACGGAAACGAGUGGCGCUACUGGUGAUGAUUCUUCUGAGUCUCCGCGGAAGGAUGCAGACACCAGGGCGAGGACUCAAGUCGCUGCUUCCCUGGGGAAAUAUCCUGAUUCCAAACGGCGGCACAUCUUGCCAGUGUGCUUGAAGCCCAGUCGAGAGGAGCAGCGCGAGCAGUAUGCCUUGUGUUGGGAAAUUUACCGCCGAAGGGCCCCGCAGGAGCGGCCAAAAUUACCCAAAGGACCACCGAUGCGUUUUUGA